Molecule: messenger RNA, 753 nt
Organism: Solanum tuberosum (potato)
Lineage: Eukaryota; Viridiplantae; Streptophyta; Magnoliopsida; Solanales; Solanaceae
Product: transcription factor HBP-1b(c38)-like
Exons: 1
Coding region: 1-753 (250 amino acids)
Biological process (GO): DNA-templated transcription
Molecular function (GO): sequence-specific DNA binding
Source: RefSeq, a predicted model, not a curated record
AUGGCAAGUGAUUCAAAAAAAACUGAUCGUGAGGAACAAGAUUAUGCAAAGUGUGUUUGGAAGAGUCUUCAACACGAAGAACUGACCGAACUGGAAGAUGCUGCAGCUCAAGUCCAAAACGGUGAAAAAGAUGAAGAGAAACUGACACAACUCAUAGAAAAAAUCAUAAAACAUUUCCAAGAGCACUCUGACAACCGUAUCCGUCUAGCUCGAAAAGACGUGUCCCCUUUCUUCGCACCCGCCACGUGCUCCCCGUUAGAGAAUUCGGUUUUAUGGAUCGCUGGCUGUAGACCUUCUUCUUUCAUUCGACUUAUUUAUGCACUCUGUGGAUUCGAACCCGACGUCCAAGGAACUGAUCCGUGCCUUGAAGGGAUGGUAACCGAGGAUAUCCGUAAACUAAGCGGGGAACAGUUGAGUAUGAUUAACGAGUUGCAAGGGAAGACGAUUCGAGAAGAGAGGAGGAUUUCGACGAAAUUGGCUAGCUUACAAGAGGAAAUAGUGGACCAACCGCUUGCGGGGAAGAUGAAGAAAGAGGGACAUGAUUGUGAGAAAGCGGAUGAAGCUUUGGAUGAACAUAGUGGACACAUGGCCGAUGUAAUUGAAGAAGCUGAUGAACUGAGGAUGAAGACGUUGAAGGAAAUUGUGAAAAUACUUGAACCGGUUCAGGCCGUCGAGUACAUAGCAGCAGCUAAGAAGAUUAGGUUUUGUGUGCAACAAUGGGGAGAGAAGAGGGAUCAGCAGCAUAAGGAGUAG